Messenger RNA from Monodelphis domestica (gray short-tailed opossum), 2158 nucleotides. RefSeq names its product Wnt family member 6 (gene WNT6). Gene Ontology annotation, molecular function: frizzled binding; cytokine activity. The record is from RefSeq and is a predicted model, not a curated record. Gene Ontology annotation, biological process: neuron differentiation; cell fate commitment; canonical Wnt signaling pathway. Lineage: Eukaryota; Metazoa; Chordata; Mammalia; Didelphimorphia; Didelphidae. Gene Ontology annotation, cellular component: extracellular region.
ACACAGUUUUAUCCCGAGCUCUGAGCUGGGGGCAGACAGGGCAGCUCACGGAACCAGGAGAUAGCCAGCGCUCGGGGUGGCGGAGGAGGGACCUGCCCCACUGGACCGGGAAUUCACCCCGGCCCCGCCCAGAGACCCCGGCUCCCCGCCCCUCUCCGCCCGAAGCCCCGGGGCGCAGGGCUCGGGAGAUCUCCGCCGCCUGGCUGUCGCAACUGCCACCCCCCCCCACUCUUCCCCUGCCCCUGUCUCCCGCCCCCGCCCCGGCCCCCCUUCCCUCCCACCCCCGCCCCCGGCUCUGAUUUCGUCUCGGGAGUUCUGGAGAAGGCAGAAGCUCUGGCUCGCCCCGUCCCUCCGCCUCUGCCUCUCCCUUCUCUCCCGGGAUGGGGCCGGGAGCUGUAGCCGCUGCCGCCGCCGGGCUGCCCCUGCGCUCCCCUUGAAAUCCCGGGCUCCCCUCGCCCCGGCAGCACCCACUCGCCCUCCAGCUGCCAUCUUUCCCGCCCCUCCCCGAAAGCCAGACCCUAGCCGUCGAGAUGCUACCGCCCGCUCCCACCGGACUCGGACUCGUUCUGCUUCUACUCUGUCCCGCCCACGUCGGCGGGCUCUGGUGGGCUGUGGGCAGCCCCCUGGUCAUGGACCCCACCAGCAUCUGCCGGAAGGCUCGGCGGCUAGCGGGACGGCAGGCAGAGCUGUGUCAAGCUGAGCCCGAGCUGGUGGCGGAACUGGCACGGGGUGCCCGGCUAGGUGUAAGGGAGUGCCAGUUCCAGUUCCGAUUCCGACGCUGGAAUUGUUCCAGCCACAGCAAGGCCUUUGGGCGAAUCCUGCAGCAGGAUAUCCGGGAGACAGCCUUCGUCUUUGCCAUCACAGCAGCUGGGGCCAGCCAUGCAGUGACCCAGGCCUGCUCCAUGGGAGAGCUGCUGCAGUGUGGCUGCCAAGCCCCCCGUGGGCGAGCCCCACCCAAGCCUCCUGGGCUCCCCAGCCUCUCUGGGACUCCGGGUCCUCCAGGCCCUGGGGGUUCCCUAGAUGGCAAUGCAGCCUGGGAGUGGGGGGGCUGUGGGGACGACGUGGACUUCGGGGAUGAGAAGUCCCGGCUCUUCAUGGAUGCUCGGCACAAGCGGGGACGGGGUGAUAUCCGGGCAUUGGUGCAGCUACACAACAACGAGGCUGGACGGCUGGCGGUUCGGAGUCACACUCGCACGGAAUGUAAGUGCCACGGCCUCUCAGGCUCCUGCGCCUUGCGCACCUGCUGGCAGAAGCUGCCCCCGUUUCGGGAGGUGGGAGCCCGGCUGUUGGAGCGCUUCCACGGCGCCUCCAGGGUCAUGGGGACCAACGACGGCAAGGCCUUACUGCCGGCUGGCCACACCCUUAAGCCUCCAGACCGCGCUGACCUACUCUACGCCGCGGACUCGCCAGAUUUCUGCUCGGCCAACCGGCGGACGGGCUCACCGGGCACGCGAGGCCGCGCCUGCAACAGCAGCGCCCUGGACCUGAGCGGCUGCGACCUGCUGUGCUGCGGCCGGGGACACCGACAAGAGAGCGUGCAGCUUGAGGAGAACUGUUUCUGCCGCUUCCACUGGUGCUGCGUGGUGCAGUGCCACCGCUGUCGCGUGCGCAAGGAACUCAGCCUCUGCCUGUGACUCGGACGUGCCCUUGCCUCGCGCCCCUGGCCCGCAGAGGCUUGAGCCUGUGUCUCAGGGCCGCUAGCGACAGCCGGCUAGACCCUGGCGGAGAACGUGGCCUCCAGCUGGCCCCAGCUUCGGGAGUAUUUAUCCUCUAACCGAGAGCUUGGGCAAGGGACGCCUGUGUUCUCGAAUCCUCGUGGCCCAUCGAUCGAGGAGUAGAGACCAAUGCAUGCAGGGAAAGGGACUAUCGAGAGACAACGAGCCACCUGGGGACCCAAGAUGGUGGGUGAUGCUCUGGAUGGCAUUCCCUGCCCCAAUUCGAAUUGGCUCUUCCACCAACAUCUCCGGAUAAAGAUGGAAAGUGGAAUGGGGAUCAGGGUAAUCUUCCAGCACUGCCUGGGGAAUGGGAGGAAUGGAGAAAGCAAGAGGAAUGGCACUGGACAAUCGAUGGGAGGACCCUAACGACAGGGGCUGGGGAGGGUGCCAAGAGGUGUCAAGGGGGGUGAUUUUGAUACUAAUAAAGUUAUUUAAAGCAAAUA